Aspergillus chevalieri is the source of this 273-nucleotide messenger RNA. RefSeq lists its product as uncharacterized. The record is from RefSeq and is a predicted model, not a curated record. NCBI's taxonomy places the organism in Eukaryota, Fungi, Ascomycota, Eurotiomycetes, Eurotiales, Aspergillaceae. The coding region runs from base 1 to 273 and encodes 90 amino acids. Gene Ontology annotation, biological process: vacuole fusion, non-autophagic. Gene Ontology annotation, molecular function: endopeptidase inhibitor activity. The transcript is spliced from 4 exons.
AUGAAGCUCUCUCUUGCAACUGCGCUGUUCGGCCUUCUGCCGAUGGCUAUGGCCAAAUCCAUCAUCGUCUACUAUCCUAAAGGCACUCCGUCGUCAGUCAUUGACGAUGGAAAGAACCAUAUCACUGAUGCUGGUGGCUCUAUCACUUAUGACUAUCCAUCGCUAAGGGGAUUCGCCGCGAAUGCUCCGGACAAUGCUGUCUCCAGUCUCGGCGACCAGUCUCCAAACCACAAGCCAUUUGUUGAAGACGACCAGGUCGUUACAGUCAACUAA